GGGCACGGUACCCGCGGCUCGACGUCGGCUUCGACGGCUCGGAUAUUCGCACUCCGAUCUGAUUAGGACUAGGAUGCUUCGCCUACAAAAAUCCUAGCACGACACGUGGGUAAAUAGUAUCGAGUGAAAUUCGCCCGGGCGCACGACCGAGAGCGAAUCGAACGGGUUGUAAUCGAGUAGGUGAAAGGUGAGGAUAAACGAGGGAGAAAAGGCGCACACCGCCUUUUUUUUUUCUUUAGCCGAAUUUAUCGCGCCGAUAUUGUACACUUACACUUUGUAAUACUGUAGAGUAUUAAUAAUAGGCGAAGGACGUUUUGCCGACGGACGCCUGCGCGCUAUCCGGGCUAUUCUUUUACCCGACGAAGGUGGGCCUUUCCUUUUGCUAGUAAAGCGAGUAGACGGACCGUCCGCUGUGAAUUUGCUGGUCGACGAACGGAAAAAUCGGUUAUGUCUUAAACUAAACGGAACACGUGCGAUACGGACCCUUUCAUUGUAAAAUGGUGUCGAGAUUCAACGCGGUUUCGUCUGUUCUUGCGAUUCUAAUGUGGGUUUGUGUCAGUGCUUCCAGUGGUAACCAGGAUUUUAACUUCGAACAGGAUGAUGGCUACAUCGGACCAUGUUCCUUGCAUCAAUUUCAAUGUGCCAAUAAGAAAUGUAUACCCAUCUACUUUCUGUGUGAUGAUGAAAACGAUUGUGAUGAUGGAUCCGACGAAGAUCCCAAGGAAUGCAUUCGUAACGUGACGUGCUCAAAGAACGAAUUCAAGUGCAACAGCGGCCGAUGUAUACCAAGCGAGUGGCAAUGUGAUAACGAAAAAGACUGUAACGACGGUAGUGAUGAAAAUGAACUAGUAUGCCAAAAAAAAGUCUGUAACUUAGACGAAUUUACCUGUAGAUCUGUACCUGGCGAGUGCGUGCCGCUCACUUGGAUGUGCGACGGCAAUCCCGACUGUUCGGAUGGCAGCGACGAAAAAUCGUGCAAUGAAACGUGUAGAUCGGACGAAUUUACGUGCAAAAAGGGCAAUUGCAUACAAAAGAGAUGGGUCUGCGACUUGGACAAUGAUUGCGGCGACAACUCCGACGAAGAAAAUUGCCCCGACAUAACUUGCGACAAUGAGUUCCAGUGCUCCCCCAAGAUGUGCAUCGCGUCGAAAUGGCGCUGCGACGGCGAAUACGAUUGCUCCAACGGGAAAGACGAAGAGGAUUGUCCAACGCCGGUGCAAAAACCCGUCAUAUCGUUCUGCCGGCCGGACGAGUUCGAAUGCGCCGACAAGAUCACGUGCGUCCACAAAAAUUGGCUGUGCGACGGCUCCAAAGACUGCCCGGACGGUUCCGACGAGGCCCCCGACAACUGCCUGAACGUCACCUGUCGAGUCGACCAGUUCCAAUGCCGCGACAAGUCCUGCAUCUCCGGCCACCUCCACUGCGACGGCAACCGGAACUGUCCCGAUGGCAGCGAUGAGAUCAACUGCGAAUUGCCGGCCCCGAAAUGCGACCCGAAAACGCACUUCGACUGCGGCGGCGGCCAGUGCAUCCGCUUCUCGCAGGUGUGCGACGGCCGGCAGGACUGCCCCGACUGGGAGGACGAGCCCAAGGACAAAUGCGGCGUCGACGAGUGCAGCAUCAACAACGGCGGCUGUUCGCAAAAAUGCGUCGACACUCCCGCCUCGUUCUACUGCGACUGCGAGCCCGGCUACAAGCUGGUGGGCAACAAAACAUGCAAAGAUAUAAACGAAUGCGAAAUACCCGGCAAAUGUUCGCAAUUGUGCAUCAACGACAAGGGCGGGUUCAAGUGCCAGUGCGAAAGCGGCUACAUGCGCGACCCGAGGGACCUGACCAAAUGCAAGGCCAUCGAAGGGCACGCGUCGCUGUUGUUCGCCCGCAGGAAGGACAUCCGCAAGAUAUCGCUGGACCACCACGAGAUGACGAGCAUCGUGAACGAGACCAAGUCGGCGACGGCGUUGGACUUCGUAUUCCGCACCGGCAUGAUCUUCUGGGGCGACAUCAUCGACAAGAAGAUAUACAAGGCCCCCAUAGACGAGGGUAACGAGAAGACGACGGUCAUUACGAACGACGUGACGACUUCCGACGGAUUGGCCGUCGAUUGGAUAUACAAUCACAUCUACUGGACCGACUCGGCCAAGAACACCAUCGAGCUGGCGAAUUUCGACGGUAAAAUGAAGAAAGUGUUGGUGCGAGACGGGCUGGAGGAGCCCAGAGCGAUCGCGCUCAAUCCGAUGGAAGGUUGGCUGUUCUGGACGGAUUGGGGCAAAGAGCCGAAGAUCGAACGCGCCGGCAUGGACGGGUCCCAUCGGCAGAGCAUCGUCACCUUCGACGUGAUUUGGCCGAACGGUCUGACUCUCGAUCUGGUCAAGAGGAAAGUUUAUUGGGUCGAUGCGAAGUUGAAUUCCAUAUCGUCGUGCGAUUACAACGGCAGGAAUCGCCGGUUGAUUUUGUUCUCCACCGACGUUUUGAGGCACCCGUUCUCUAUAACAACCUUCGAGGAUUGGGUGUAUUGGACCGAUUGGGACAAGGCGGCUGUCUUCAAAGCUAACAAAUUUACUGGCAAAGACGUCCAACCCGUCACGGCUACGGAAAUGAUCCAAAAUCCUAUGGUUAUUCACGUGUAUCACCCUUACCGGCAACCUGACGGUGAGAAUCAUUGUCAAGCAGUCAACGGUCAUUGUUCGCACUUGUGUUUACCGGCACCCCAGAUAAACGAAAACUCUCCUAAGAUUUCCUGCGCGUGUCCGGAAUCGUUGAGGAUGAUGAAGGACGGUCUCACCUGCGUACAGGACGAAAACUUUACAACAACUGCUUCGAAUACCGUGAUAAUUCCCGAAAUAACCACAGUUAGUGUUGACUUGAACCAGGAGAACUUUACAACUACCUCGUUUAAUGUGAAUGCCGAAUUAACCACAAUGUCUGUAGAAACAAUAUUUAAGAGUACAUCAAACAAGUCGCAUCCUAAUUCACCAGACUCGGAUGGUGCUCCUAAUGGUGUUAUAGCAGGCAUCACCAUCGUCAUAUUCUUCACAUUGACCUCCCUUAUCGGAUUGUUCGUGUAUUACACUCACAAGCACAUAAUAAGCCGCAACAUGACUUCGAUGAAUUUCGACAACCCGGUGUAUCGGAAAACGACGGAAGAUCAGUUUUCUUUGGAGAAGAACCACUUCCAGCCUCACACCAGGCCGUACUUGAGCACCGUGGGAGAAGAGGCGUCGGAGCCAUUGACAAAAAUAUACAUAACGGAUCCGGUUUAAUAAGCGAUGGUGCGGCGGAUGAUCCGAGUAUUCCUUGUUUCCCAAAGACCAACUAUAGGCAUUUUUCUUCAAACCUCUAGUUUUUUUAUAUACCGAAGACUGACUCAAUGACAUAGUUCUAAAAGAAUACUCAUUGAUGUAGGGGGACUUGCGAGAUUGCCUGUCGAACGAAUGUAUAACCGAUUUGUUGUUUAUUCACGUUUCGAAGUUUAUAUAUAUAUUUUUUAAACGUCGUUUGGAAAACUUCGAGGGCAACCGUGCAAGGAGAUUAAGGAUCUUGGAGCGGAUUUUUAUUAUAAUUUGCCGCGCGCAACGAUUAUAAUAAUCAUGCUGGCGUCUAAUUUUCACUGUACCAAAGCGUGGGGUCGAAGAAGCUCUUGUUCCGGAGGUUUAUCUAGUCUAAAUCUUACGUUUAAUUCGAAUAUGUCCGUGUAAGGUGUCGUUCUGCAGUUUACAAAGACUUUAUGCUCACUGAUCGGAUAGUCCGCUGAUCGGCGUCGGCGCCGCGGCGCCUGAGAUUAUGGCCGAAUUUCGUUCGAAUUAGCAAUUCACAAUGUUGUUUUUAGCGCUCGUUUUAGAGCGGGUUCAAGCGUGUACAGGGUCGUUCGAAAAAUAAACAAGUACAAACAAACCUAAAUCGUGAGGUUUCUGAAAAACCGGAGGAUUUUUGCUUUAUUUGGAGGAUUUUGAAAUGUAAAGUUAAUUCCAGUGCAAUAUGAAUAAUUUGAUGGACGGUUUAAUUAGUGCAAAAGUCUUCCUCGUAGCUCAAUUAAGAUUCGUUUGAUAAUCUCUAGCGCGAUUCGAACUGUCCUGAGACUUUGAACAGCCUACGUGCAAUCGUGUUUGUAAUUUAGUAAAGUUGAAUUAAACCAGAGUUGUUUUUUAAAUUAGUAAAAUAAUUUAUUGUACUAUUUGCUUUAAGAUAGAAAUGCCAUUUAAUGUGAUUUUAGCUUAACGUUUUAAUUCGUUUAGUUGUAAAUAAUUUUUUUUUUGUGAUUUUCAAUCUUGUAUAUGAAUUUUUUAUAUAAUUCCUUAAAAUGUUAUUUUGUAUAUAUUGUAACGUAGGCAAUUUUCUGUAUAUUGUUAAUUUUAGUCUAAUGUUACUUUGAACAUCCCAUUAUUUUUGUACAAGUUAGAGAAGAAUCAAAAAAAUCUAAUGAAAUUGUAUAAUUUUUAUUGGUGCAUUGUGUCCUACCGAACUGUCAAACUCGAAAAAAGUACCUCCAAUUUUUUUUAAAUCUAAUCAUUUGUACAUAAAAUUAUUUAUUAUAUUUAUUUAUAAUUUAUUGCUAGUAGAAAAGUUUGGCACUAAUAUUAUUUUAAAUCGUAAGUAGUCAAUUAUAUUAUUUAUAGAGCUAUUUGAUAGCGAGGUUUGGCAGACAUGACACAUUUUGCAUUCAAUAUGAAUGUCUCUGAGAUACAUAAUACUAGCUCUAAUAUUCUGUGAUUCCUUUAAUUAUAAUUACAUUAAUAGGUAAUGUUUUUACUGAGUUUUUUUUUUAAUUAUUUAUCCUAUUUAUCUUGGUUAUUUUGUUUGUAUAUUAAUUGUAUCAAUAUAAGUAAAGAAUACA
Molecule: messenger RNA, 4831 nt
Organism: Phyllotreta striolata
Lineage: Eukaryota; Metazoa; Arthropoda; Insecta; Coleoptera; Chrysomelidae
Source: the annotation of a GenBank genome assembly